AUGUUCAUUAGAUGGCGUGCCGAGAUAAAGGAUUUGCGGGAAGAGAAUCGGUAUGCGUUGGGAUACUUGAGCACUCUUGAGAGAUGCUCUUGUGCACCACCUAAGAAGGCUACUAGGAGGUAUAACCUAAAGAGGCCUAGGCUUUCUUCUAGGGUUAUGGAUGCUAUAGUAGACCCAGAUGGGGAUCUUGGUGAUGACUGUUUUGAUGACUUUGAUGAGGCAAUCAUUGCACCUUUAUCCAACCCAGUACUCCAGAAGUAUACUAUGGUCAAUGCUGAUGUUAUGAAGGAGAAGGAGGCCACUCCUGUCAUAUUACAUUCGAAGGUUGGUACUGGUAAAGUAAAGAAGCAACCACCAUCCUCACCAGCAUCCUCAGUGAAGGCUUCUACUGUGUGGCAUAGUGCUAUAUCGGUGGCGAGCUCAAACAACACUCCAAGGUCUACUACCAAUGCUUCCCCAUCCCCUAUCGAUGAUGAUGAUGAAGGAGACGAGGAGGGUUUUGAUUCCGACAAUGGUGAAGACCCCUCAGAUGAUAAAGAACCACCCACGACGAAGAUGCUCGUGUAUGGGUAUACAGCUCGAAGGAGGGCGAAGAUGUAUGAUUGGGACAAAAUGGCAGCAGCAUCAGUUCAACCCGACUUUAGGAGGAGUACUAGGGAGUACACUCAAGUCUUCACCGAUUCUAAGCAUCUUAUCAGCAAGUAUGGUCUCCAUAGGCAAGCUAUUAGAGACUUCCUCGAGCAAUAUCAGGAUAAGAGUCUUAGUGACGAUAUUUGGGGGACUAAGAAGUACAUGACUCAACUACAGAAGGUGGUUGAUGGUCUUAAUGACCGUGUUGAUAUUAGUUUGGAUGAUCUACAGCAGUCUACCAUGGAGGACGGCCUUAUUGAGGCUAUUAUAAAGAAUACUCAGAGAUACCAUCUCUUUUUCGUAGAGGAGUGUCAUGCCAUCAUGCCUCAGCCCUCAGUACAUUUCCAACCAAACCCCAAUAGAGAUGUAAGAGCUCAGAAUGAGUGGAAGGAGGCUGUGGAUGAACAUAUCACCUCACAGAGGGCCCUCGCGGGUACUGCUGAUCCUCAGAAUAAGAUGCCGGAGCGAAUGAAAUGGGACUUUGUGGUGUACAUCCAUCUACCUAAAGACUCUGUAUCGACACCCCUUCGUGAGGUUAAGUCCGGUAGUGUUGGUAGGUUCAUCAAAAUGGAUGGUGUUGUUACCAAGGCCGCUGGAGUUAAGGCUAAAGUGGAGGUUGCUACAUAUCUGUGUGAAACCUGUGGGGAGACGAUAUGGCAGGUUGUCGAUUCGGAUGCAUUCAUGCCUAUUGGACAGUGUCCUACUCCUCGUUGCAAAACCAAUAAGACUCUUGGUACUGUGAACCUCUUGUGGAAAUCAUCUAAGUUCGUCAAAUACCAAGAGGUAAGAGUUCAGGAGCCGAGCCAUGCAGUACCGGUUGGAUCGGUACCUAGGACCAUGCUAUUGGCAUUAACCCAUCACUUGACCAGAUCAGUUCUACCUGGUGAUGCUGUGACGGUGAGUGGUAUCUACUUGCCUAUUCAGCGGCAUGCAGCCUCGAGGAUGAGGCAACGAGGUCGAGCCAGGAAUGAGAUGUAUAUCCACGUGUUCGACAUCGAGAAGCAUAAGAAGGGUUAUGCCGAGCAGACAGAAGAGGCGGAGAUGGCUCAGAAGAUUAAUGAGGCAAGAGAUGACCCCGAUAUCGUCGAUAAAUUGGCAUGCAGUAUUGCCCCAGAGAUCUAUGGGCUGUCCGACGUUAAGAAGGCUCUACUCUGUCUGUUAGUGGGAGGAUGUACUAGACAGAUGGGGGAUGGUAUGCGGAUCAGAGGGGACAUGCACAUCUUACUCAUGGGAGAUCCUGGUGUUGCCAAAUCCCAGCUAUUGAAACACUUGUCAUUGAUAGCACCACGGGCUGUGUAUACUACAGGGAAAGGGAGCUCUGGAGUUGGUCUAACGGCUAGUGUUCAGAGAGAUCCUCAGACCAAUGAGAUGACCCUGGAUGGAGGGGCACUGGUCAUGGCCGAUAAUGGUAUAUGCUGUAUUGAUGAAUUCGAUAAGAUGGAGGAGUCUGACCGUACUGCUAUUCAUGAGGUUAUGGAGCAACAGACGGUGUCUAUUGCCAAGGCAGGUAUCACUACUACAUUGAAUGCUAGGACGUCAGUGGUGGCUGCUGCCAACCCAGCCUAUGGACGGUAUAAUCCUAAGAAGUCUGUAUUGGAGAACCUUAACCUUCCAGCUGCCCUACUAUCACGUUUCGAUAUACAAUUCUUAUUAUUGGAUACUGUUAAUGAGGAUAAGGACAUUGCCCUAGCCAGGCAUGUCGGUAAUGUACACAGACUCGGAGAGGUCCCUCAAGAGUUGGACUUUGAGCCCUUUGGUGCUGAAUUUAUGAGAGCUUACGUCCGCAGAGCUCGUGAAUUCACCCCGACUCUGGAGCCUUCCUUAGAGACAGAGAUAGUGAACCACUAUACCAAUAUUAGGGCUCAGGAACGUAGUGGUACUCACGAUAAGCUCAAGACUUACACGACCCCUCGAACUCUUCUGGCCAUCCUUCGUCUGGCACAGGCUCUUGCACGGUUGAGGUUUUCUGAGGCUGUCCAGCGUAGUGACUUCGAUGAGGCAUUAAGGAUCAUACAGGCAAGUAAGGCAUCAGUGUCGGACUCGGCUAACAGGGGUCAGCAAAGGGCAAUUGAUCCUGAGUCGAGGUGUUGGGAGGAUAUGUCCGAGUUCCUACGUCGUGUGACCCCAGGCGAAUGGGCCUCUAUGAACGACCUCGAGAGUUACGUGCAGAAGCGUGGCACAGCUACUCGUGAUGUAAUUCAGAAGACUAUCGCUGCCUAUGAGAGGAUCAAUAUACUUGGCGUCAGUGAGGAUAGGACGAAGAUCUGCAUGCUAGGCUGA
This is a messenger RNA of Perkinsus marinus ATCC 50983, 2910 nucleotides long. Its product is annotated as protein PROLIFERA, putative. The transcript is spliced from 27 exons. Gene Ontology annotation, biological process: DNA strand elongation involved in DNA replication; double-strand break repair via break-induced replication; DNA replication initiation. The record is from RefSeq and is a predicted model, not a curated record. Gene Ontology annotation, molecular function: single-stranded DNA helicase activity; ATP binding; ATP hydrolysis activity. The coding region runs from base 1 to 2910 and encodes 969 amino acids. NCBI's taxonomy places the organism in Eukaryota, Perkinsozoa, Perkinsida, Perkinsidae. Gene Ontology annotation, cellular component: nucleus; MCM complex.